Messenger RNA from Thrips palmi, 6689 nucleotides. RefSeq lists its product as uncharacterized. The record is from RefSeq and is a predicted model, not a curated record. Gene Ontology annotation, molecular function: guanyl-nucleotide exchange factor activity. The transcript has 13 exons. Gene Ontology annotation, biological process: intracellular signal transduction. NCBI's taxonomy places the organism in Eukaryota, Metazoa, Arthropoda, Insecta, Thysanoptera, Thripidae. Bases 353 to 5020 code for a protein of 1555 amino acids.
GGCGGCUGCAACGCUGUGCUCGUUUCCCUGCAAGUGACACAAGAAAAUCUUAGAAAAAGAAGCGAGAUCGAACAUCUAGCUCUAAAUAGUGAUAACAAUUAAACCGUAGGCCCCUUGUGUCUAGUGUCGUGAAUUCUUAUGCGUCAAUGUUGGACUUAGCCAUGGUUUUCUUUCUUCUUUUGAUGCCACAUCAAUUCUGUGGUCCUCUAUGUCAUCGACCGACAUCGUGGGCUGCGUCCAGGGAGCGCCCGCCUCUCCUCGUCCCUCCAAUGGACCAGCCGGCAUGGCCAAGAGAGAGACGGCGUUCUCCGGAAGUGCUCUUCAUUUGGACUGAUAGCGCGGCUGCAGGCCAAUGUCGCGAGGCGCGGUUACAUUCUCCAGGGAACGCCGCACCAGUGGAAGCGUCAACGAGUGCAACUGGCUGCUAGGCAAGCCCACGGAGCUGGUGCCCACCCUCCUCGGCAUGUACGACGCCCUGGUGGGCCGAUCGGAGGACGCCGUCGACGCGGACGCCACGGCCGGCCUGCCCGUCGGCAGCGCCGCGCACCACCCCCGCACGCCCACCACUAGCCCCACGUCGGCCUGCCCGCCCCCCGGGGGCGGCUCUGGACCCGGGGGAGGGGGCAGACUGGAUCUGGACGAGGAGACGGUGCUCGGGGUGCCCCGGCCAUUGUCCGUGACGUCCAUCGCCUCUUCGUCGUCGUCCUCUUCGGGCACCAGCAGCUGCGGCCGGCAGCUCGGCGUGGCCCCCAAGUCGUCGGCCUACCUCGCCUCCAUCGAGUCCCUGGACGACACGGACGACGAGGAGGGCCUCGGCAAGAGCGCCAGCAACAGCUCGCAAGGUUCCGCCGGGUCCGGUUCCGGCGACAGCGGCGUCUGCUCGCCCUGCUCGCCCUGCUCGCACCUGGCGCCGCCGCUGCUGCAGCAGGGGCAGAGCUACCGCCACCCGCAUCCCCACCUCAGCUUCAUGGACCGCGUCGUCAUGGAGAUCAUCGAGACGGAGGGGGUGUACGUGCGGGACUUGCAGCAGAUCAUCAUGGGCUACCUGACGGUGUGGCGCUGCCGGCCGGACUGCGCGCUGGGCGCGGCGCAGCUGGACGCGCUGUUCGGCAACAUCCAGGACGUGUACCACUUCAACGCGCAGUUCCUGCGGCAGCUGGAGCAGUGCGACCUGGACCCCGUGCAGGUGGCGCGCUGCUUCGUGCGCAACAACGCCGGCUUCUCCGUCUACACCGAGUACUGCACCAACUACCCCAGGACGGUGGGCGUGCUGACGGAGCUGAUGCGCCGCGAGGGCACGGUGCGGCUGUUCCGCGAGCGGCAGGCGGCGCUGCAGCACACGCUGCCGCUGGGGUCGUACCUGCUCAAGCCCGUGCAGCGCAUCCUCAAGUACCACCUGCUGCUGCAGAACAUCGUGAAGCACUCGUCGUGCGACCGGCAGGGCCGCGACGGCUACGGCGACAUCGUGGACGCGCUGUCCACCAUGACGGCCAUCGCGCACCACAUCAACGACAUGAAGCGCCGCCACGAGCACGCCGUGCGCGUGCAGGAGAUCCAGAGCCUGCUCUACGGCUGGGAGGGCGAGGACCUGACCACGUUCGGCGAGCUGUGCGCCGAGGGCACGUUCAGGAUGGCUGGCGCCAAGGCCCUGCGCCACGUGUUCCUGUUCGACAAGAUGCUGCUCAUCACCAAGAAGAAGGAGGAGGCCAUCCUGGGCUUCAAGGCGCACAUCAUGUGCUCGAACCUGAUGCUGAUCGAGAGCGUCCCCGGGGAGCCGCUGAGCUUCCACGUGAUCCCGUUCGACAAUCCGCGCAUGCAGUACACCCUGCAGGCGCGGACGCUGGAGCAGAAGCGGGAGUGGAGCAUGCAGCUCAAGAGGGUCAUCCUGGAGAACUACCACGCCGUCAUUCCGUCGCACGCGCGCCAACUAGUCAUGGAGCUGGGGCAGAACCGGGCGGACGAUGCCGCCCUGGCCGACAAAGUGACCCCCAGGAGGCAGCACUCGGCCCCGGAGUACCUGGAGAGGCGAAAGCAGGAGAGAGAGAGGCGCAAGUCUGAGACGGGGCUGCGAUAUCGCCUACGCCGCAACCGCAAGUCCGAUGCAGACACCAUCGCCGAGUCUGCUACGAGGCGGGGACGGCGAGGCUCGAGCAGCAGCCGAGAGGGAGAGAGAGAAGACUCACUACUAAGCUUAGCGGACCGCACGAGGGAUCGCUUCGCCAGCUGGCGGAGGAAGUCGGAGCCGGUGGGCUACCUGGGCGCCUCCAACGGCGUCGCCAACGCCAACAAACGGCCAAUCACCAUUGAUCUCCAGGACCGCGUCGAAGACGUCCCCACGCCGACGCCCAGCCCGCCGCCCGCUGCCACCAGCACCACCACAGCCACCGCGAGGCUGGCUGAAGACGACCUAGACGACGACCAAGUUCCUACCGCCACCCAAACGCCCGCCGCCUCCCAAGGAUCGCGACCGGCUUCGCCGCUGACGGCGUCCACCCCACUGUCGUCGCCGACGUCGACACCGUCCUCGCAGCCGUCCGAGACGAUCGAGCAGAUCGUGAGCCAGCUGCUGAUGCAGAACCGCGAGUUCCAGCGGAUCCUCAAGAAGCAGCAGCGGCAGAUCAGCCUCCGGCACCGGAUCACCGCGCCGAGCUCCAAGGCCGGGGAGACGACCGACGACGACGCCGAGGACGACGACCUGGGCGAGGAGGAGGAGGAGUCCAUCUACGAGACGCUGUCGGCGCUGGCCACGGUGCACCACAGCGCGCACCGCCGCAGCCACCUGGUGGAGUGCUCCAACGACGAGGACGACUACGUGACGCUGGUGUGCCGCGCCGACCCCAAGGACGAGGACGACGACGACGACCAGUCCCGGCCGUGCAGCCGCCUGGACAACAAGCAGGACGACGAGGACUCGCCGCCGCCCACCGCGCCGCCCCGGCCCAGGGCCAGGUUAAAGCGCGUCGCCGCCAAGGACGGCGCGCUGGGGGCGGCCCCGCGGGGGGUGGCCCCGCUGGGGGUGACGCGGCAGGACAGCCUGCAGAGCCUGUGGGAGCGGCUGCGCCGGUCGCAGCGCCUGGGCGGCAAGGCCACGUCCUUCGGCUCCUUCGGCACCAGUGUGCGCCGCGCCGCGUCCUUCACGUCGCAGCAGAGCCAGCACAGCCAGCACAGCCAGCACAGCCAGCAGAGCAACUCGCACUUCUACGUGGACACGCCGUGCGCCGUGAGCGGCGGCCUCAGCGGCGGCCUCAGCGGCGGCUCGUGCCAGCCCAUCACGCCCGCCGUGUGGCUCAAGCAGCAGGGCCCGCACCUGGAGACGGCCAUGGCCCUGGCCAGCAGCCACAAGGCGGGCUCGCUGCCGCGCAGCUUCCAGGUGGGGCCCGAGGGCGAGGCGCUGCCGGGCCGCAGCAAGGAGACGCUGCGCGCCUGCAUCCUGCGCAGCGGCCGCUCGUGCCCCGACCGGCCCUUCACCAUCGCGUCGGACAAGCCCUCCAGGCUGCCGUCGCGGCUCAGCAUGGAGGACAUGGAGCGCUUCGAGCGGCACCACGGCCUGCACGGCCAGGGCGGCGACACCACGGAGGACGACAGCAUGACGGAGUACACGGCCACCCCCAACGCCAGCCUGCACGAGCUCAACGUGCACCCCGAGUACAAGAUCUACCGGCCCACGCUGCCCGGCAUCUCGCUACGCCACGUGCUGGCCAAGCUGGCCGCGGGGCUGAGGGGCGGCGCCACCCCCACGCCGGCGGGCUCCGAGACGGCCUCCAUCGACUGGGAGGGCGAGCGCGUGCUGCAGCGAGAGCGGCGCCGCGUGGCCGCCGUCGUGGUCAAGCAGUACAGCAAGACGCUUCGCCGGCGCAUCCGGAACCUCAUCGGCGACGAACAGGACGGCGCCAGUGUCGCGGCGGCCACGUCGGCGACGUCGGUUGGGACCGCCGCCGCGGGCACGGCCUCCACGACGACCACCACGUACGCGCAGGGCAGCUCGGGGCUGGGGGCGCGCAUCGCGUCGCUGACGGCCGAGUCGGACUACGCCAACCCCCGGCUGCUGUUCCAGUUCCAGCACGUGCGCCCCUCCAAGAAGGUCGCCGCGCUGCUGGGCGUCCGCCCCGACUCGGUGCUCUCCGUGGCGUCGGCCGCGUCCGCCGCGUCGUCGUCCAACUUGACUGCGUCCACGUCGGCGUCCUCCAGCGACGGCGACAAGACGUCGGGCUUCGGUGGCAGCGUGGACGCGGCGCCGCACAGGCCCAUGGGGCUGACGGGGCUGGGGCUGCCGGUGCCUGCCGCUCCGCUCGCCGUGCCGGACGCCCUCGCCGACGCCCAGGACGCCGCAGAGCCGCCCGCGACCACGUCGUCGUCCUCGGCGGAGGACGCCGCCGGCAGCGACUGCUCCGCGGACAGCUUCUACGAGCGCUCGUUCGAGGCCAUGGAGUCUGUGCUGGAGUCCACGGACGUGUUCCGGGACAGCGCCGUGUUCACGGACCACGACGACUGCUCCCUGGAGGAGAGCGACGACUCGUCGGCGCCGCCUCGCUACCCGCCGCCACCGCCUCCGCAGCAGGAGCAGUCCAGUGACUCGCCCUCGGCCUCGCUCGCGGGAGAAACGGCCACCGCCCUGGCCGCGACCCCGACCUCCGCAACGAACUCGGUGCGGCAGCAGCCGCGAAGCAAAGUUCCUCCGCCCGUGCCAUCCAAACCCAAGAAGCACUUGAGGCCCUCUCUCGGCACGGGAGACCUGGCCAGCAUCCCCAUGACCUCGCUAGUUAGCCGCCUCUCUGAGGUGGCCUUGCCUAGUCCAGUUCUCCCCGCCGCCUCGACCCCGGCCGCACCCUUGGCCGUCCCGGACCAGGAUGACCAGUGCGACAGCGGCUCGCAGUACUCGGCGGCCUCCACAGUGAUGGAGGGGGCCUCCUGCCCCGGGGCUUGCCCUGGCGGCGCGUGCCCCUCGGGCCCCACCUCCAAGGGCUGGGUCAAGCACGUCAUCGGCCGCCUCCAGGGCGAGGCGCACCUCGCCCACUCAUGAGACAACCACUACACUGGUCGUGUGUGAGAUGUUUUCCUUGACUUGACAUUAUUUAUUUGCACCUGGCCAGACCCAUAUUGUGUGUCAGCGGAUUUCAGGUCUGGGUCGCAACGUGCCACAACUGUCCAGUGUCUGUUCAGUGCAUAUUCAUACCAAUUUACUGUGCACUUACAAUGUGUCGAGAGGAUAGUUAUGGUAGUUAUACCUUGUGCUGUUCGUGAAAACGCCUUUUCAGACCUGUUAUAUUAUUACUGAAUUCAAAGCGAUUGAGAGGGUUUCUACUCCCACUAAACUUCUAGUCACUGCUUUUUGUGAUGGCCCACAGCAAAAUUUGUCAAAAUGAAGCAUAUUUUUGGGCUGCAAAGGAACAAACUUCUCAAUUUAAGUAUUCAUUUCACCACUAUGCACCCCAAACAGCAGAAUAAUUUCUUUUUUAAUUUGAGGAACCUUACAGCAAACUAAACUAACAUCUCGUAGAACUGCCGCUGUACCUUAUGCAGAACACGAUGGAGUUAAUGAAUGUAAAUGCGGCUCUUCAUUUUUCUUCUGCAGACGGAGUCCACCAUAGUCAGACUGAAUAUUCUUAAAACUCAGUGCUCAGUAACCCUGUUUUGGUUCUUCUUUAAAAUUCUCCGAUACAUUCCCUGUUAAUGUGUCAACCAAUGUAGAUUUUUAAGUUUUAAAUUUUGAGAGCCCUAAAUGCCGUAAUGGCCUGAAUUUAAGUAAGCUGCUGUGUCGUCAUUUUCUUUUCAACAAUUGAGCUUCAAAAUUGGCAAGUUCAAUAUCUCAUUUGUAGGGUGUUUUUUUUUUCUAUACAUACAUGGGGGUUUUAAUAAGGGCAGAGAGAGGGCUUAAAUGCAGAUCAUUACAGUGUAUAUUUAAUUCACUAUGAAAUUUGAUUCUUUCCUUACAUGAAUUGCUUGACUUACCAUCAUACAUGUAUUUAUUUUCCAAAUGUGUUCUUAUGAUUUAUUGUGUUGGUUAAUUAUUAUACCAGUUGUUAUGAUUUAGAUGUCUAUAUUUGAGGUAGUUUUAUGGACCAAAUUUAAACAGAAAUAUUUUGUGAUACAACAUAUGCCAUGUUGCUGCUGAUGUUUUAGCUCAUUGUUAGAAGGUACAUACUACAAGUCUUAAUUUAACACUUAAAUAUUGACACAAGUCAAAUUUGUUUCUGUAGUUCAUAGCUUUAAUUUAACUUUUAAAUGUUAUGUUCUGUUUCGAUUGUUUGUUAUUAUUAUGAUAAUUCUGGCCAUUAAAAUGUUGCCAUGUUUCCAUUUUGGAGUCGUUUUUCUUUGAAUUGCUAUCGGUUGUUAACAUGAUGGUGCUUUCGAUCUCAAUGGAAGAAAAAAAUUAGAAAGAAUUAUGUCACAUAUGUCUGCAAGAGCAGUUCCAGCUAUCCCUGAGAGUCCUUCCCUGAGCAGUGCAGUACAGAACUAACUUUUCUGUUGUGAAAUUGAUAACUUAGCCUUGUGGUGUUAUGUGUAUCAAAUGGUUUGCAUGUACCAAAUUUUAAUUUAAGAUGUGUUUACAUUUUUUUUUACAUACCAUUGCAUGGCUUCUUUCACAAUUAUCUCUGACUGUAGUGGUGUAGGGACUUGAGAGGUGCUCCUAACAUAAUUCACUUUAGCUAAUUCUUCCAUUUUUGUAUGAAAUACAUUUAUAUGUUAUA